This is a messenger RNA of Adineta ricciae, 576 nucleotides long. The record is from the annotation of a GenBank genome assembly. NCBI's taxonomy places the organism in Eukaryota, Metazoa, Rotifera, Eurotatoria, Adinetida, Adinetidae.
AUGUCUGACUUUCGUCACGAAAUAAUUCAUAGUAGUGGUACGUAUUCAAAUCGUCCAAGAUGGUUGUCAGCUCUUAAGGGUAAAACCAGAAAAAUCAACAAUAAUAACAAAAAACAACUGAGAAGUUUUCCGUUUGUUUGUCUCAGCGAAGAUGAAAAAAAAACUAAAACCGAAUCUUUAGCUCAUUACCAAAUGGCUUCACUUGCACGUUUUUCAUUAACAUCAUCAUCGGCUUUAUGUCGUUUAUUGAUCAGUCGUAACGCUGGUCUUGUCCAACAACAUUUACCCUCGAUGAUUAUUCCAACUGCUACACAACAACGAUCAAUUACCACUACACCCAUCCGUCGUGAUAUUGAUUCAGCAGCUAAAUACAUCGGAGCCGGUGCUGCUACUGUCGGUGUAGCUGGUGCUGGUGCAGGUAUUGGAACAGUAUUCGGUUCACUUGUAGUAGCCUAUGCCCGAAAUCCAAGUUUAAAACAACAACUCUUCUCCUAUGCUAUCUUGGGUUUUGCUUUAUCCGAGGCUAUGGGUCUCUUCUGUCUUAUGAUGGCUUUCAUGUUAUUGUUUGCUUUCUAG